AUGCACUCGUCUCGCACGCGACAAAGAGCUCAGCCGCCACACCACCACCACCACCAGCAGCAGCGACCCGCGUUGAAUCGAAACCAUUUCUCUCCGCAAUCGACGGUCAGAGGCACUUUGCGAGGUGCAUCUAUUGCCAACUCGAGAUGCGAGGAGGACAACAUCAGUUCUCUCAAUCCCGCAACGAAGACGAGUGCCAAAGCACAGGAGUAUCUCCUGCCGUUGAGGCCGACGUGUAGCCAGCGUUCGACAAAUCGUAGUUUUCUUUCAAUGCAUGGCUCACGCGAGACGGAGGUGGAUAUUACAACGAACGGAAAGGAAUUCGCUACGGCGCCCUCCUCGCCGUCAUCUUCAUCGACAAUCUCACCCAGUAUGUAUCCCACGCCGCUAUCCAUAGAGCACGAGCUCGCCGAGACGCAGCGAGAGCUUAAGCGACUGCAGAUGCAGCUCAGACGUUCUAGCAAGCUCGAACGGCAGAGGGAGGAGUACAUCUCAGGGUUGGAGGCGACUGUGGAUGCACAGAGACGCGACAAUCUGCUUCUUCGUCAUCACCUAGCCCGCAGGCAGCUCUUGGCAGAAGCGCUACAAGAGGAUAACCGCGCUCUUUUGGAGGCGCAGCAGCGCCCCAUCACCCACCCACAGCCGCUUAUCACACAUAACUCGACAGGCACCAUGACGGUGGCCCCCACGAGGAUUGCCUCUGGAAUUGGCAGCGAGCAGCCUUCUCCUUACUCCUCUGGCUUCCACAUGCAGCUACCUGAGCGACAGAGCAGCUUUGCAGGUACCUCUCCGCCACUCUCUCCGACGCAGUCGAUGUCGCCAUCCUAUCACUACACCUACAGAGCCACUCAAGGGCCACACGAACAUGAGUUGCCACUACAUUCGCCGAAGGUGACCGCCAUUCACGGUCGGUGGGCACUGACGCAGCUAGCUCACACAGCUUCGGCGUGUGUGUCUGCGGAUCCGGAAGAACUUCCGCAUCUUCAAUCAUUACUACACCAACAUCGCACUGACGCCAAAAUUGCACCGACUCAUGCCCAUUACGCUACCCGCAGUAGCUUUGCAUCACAGCCACAGCCCCUCUCCGUCGACGACGAAUCCCUUUUUUCUAGGACUAUCAAGUCUUCUUCCCACGAUGCACACACCAUGAUAGAAUCAAUAUUCCUCACAACGGAGCAGACAACUCCGCAAGAACCGCUCUCACCCUCUCGCAUGAACUCAGCUGCAAUAGUAAACGCCAUCGAAAACUCUCCUCACAACACUAGUCACCUCUUCAACAGCGAAGACACACAGCACCCGAAACACCACAUUCCUGCGCACAAUGCGUACACCACACUCCAUCCACUCCACCGCAGCACUGUCCCCUACAAAGUCUCAACCACAAAAGGCCACCAUCACUUUCCGGCGCACGAGGCGGAGAUGGCCGCCCUGCGAGACGAGAUGGAGGAGAAGGAGUCUGAGAUGGCAGCCCUCCGCCAGGCGCUUGCUGAGGCGCGGCGUGGGAGCACUGCUGCUGGCGCGACGCUGCGCGACGGUGCUGUCGUGCAGGCGCUGCGGGACCAGAUGGCAGAGCAGGCGGCGGAGAUGACAGGCCUGCGCGACAAGGUGGCGGAGCAGGAGUUGGAGAUGGCAGCCCUCCGCCAGGCGCUUGCUGAGGCGCGGCGCGGAAGCACUGCUGCUGGCGCGACGCUGCGCGACGGUGGUGCUGUCGUGCAGGCGCUGCGGGACCAAAUAGCGGAGCAGGCGGCGGAGAUGACAGGCCUGUGCGACAAGGUGGCGGAGCAGGAGUCGGAGAUGGCAGCCCUCCGCCAGGCGCUUGCUGAGGCGCGGCGAGGAAGCACUGCUGCUGGCGCGACGCUGCGCGACAGUGGUGCUGUCGUGCAGGCGCUGCGGGACCAAAUAGCGGAGCAGGCGGCGGAGAUGACAGGCCUGUGCGACAAGGUGGCGGAGCAGGAGUCGGAGAUGACAGCCCUCCGCCAGGCGCUUGCUGAGGCGCGGCGUGGGAGCACUGCUGCUGGCGCGACGCUGCGCGACAGUGGUGCUGUCGUGCAGGCGCUGCGGGACCAAAUAGCGGAGCAGGCGGCGGAGAUGGCACGCCUGUGCGACAAGGUGGCGGAGCAGGAGUCGGAGAUGACAGCCCUCCGCCAGGCGCUUGCUGAGGCGCGGCGUGGGAGCACUGCUGCUGGCGCGACGCUGCGCGACGGUGCUGUCGUGCAGGCGCUGCGGGACCAAAUAGCGGAGCAGGCGGCGGAGAUGACAGGCCUGUGCGACAAGGUGGCGGAGCAGGAGUCGGAGAUGGCAGCCCUCCGCCAGGCGCUUGCUGAGGCGCGGCGAGGAAGCACUGCUGCUGGCGCGACGCUGCGCGACGGUGGUGCUGUCGUGCAGGCGCUGCGGGACCAAAUAGCGGAGCAGGCGGCGGAGAUGACAGGCCUGUGCGACAAGGUGGCGGAGCAGGAGUCGGAGAUGGCAGCCCUCCGCCAGGCGCUUGCUGAGGCGCGGCGCGGAAGCACUGCUGCUGGCGCGACGCUGCGCGACAGUGGUGCUGACGUGCAGGCGCUGCGGGACCAAAUAGCGGAGCAGGCGGCGGAGAUGACAGGCCUGCGCGACAAGGUGGCGGAGCAGGCGGCGGAGAUGGCGGCGCUCCGCCAGGCGCUUGCUGAGGCGCGGCGUGGGAGCACUGCUGCUGGCGCGACGCUGCGCGACGGUGCUGACGUGCAGGCGCUGCGGGACCAGAUGGCAGAGCAGGCGGCGGAGAUGACAGGCCUGUGCGACAAGGUGGCGGAGCAGGAGUCGGAGAUGACAGCCCUCCGCCAGGCGCUUGCUGAGGCGCGGCGUGCGAGCACUGCUGCUGGCGCGACGCUGCGCGACGGUGGUGCUGACGUGCAGGCGCUGCGGGACCAAAUAGCGGAGCAGGCGGCGGAGAUGGCAGGCCUGUGCGACAAGGUGGCGGAGCAGGAGUCGGAGAUGACAGCCCUCCGCCAGGCGCUUGCUGAGGCGCGGCGCGGAAGCACUGCUGCUGGCGCGACGCUGCGCGACAGUGGUGCUGACGUGCAGGCGCUGCGGGACCAAAUAGCGGAGCAGGCGGCGGAGAUGGCAGCCCUCCGCCAGGCGCUUGCUGAGGCGCGGCGUGCGAGCACUGCUGCUGGCGCGACGCUGCGCGACAGUGGUGCUGACGUGCAGGCGCUGCGGGACCAAAUAGCGGAGCAGGCGGCGGAGAUGGCAGGCCUGCGCGACAAGGUGGCGGAGCAGGCGGCGGAGAUGACAGCCCUCCGCCAGGCGCUUGCUGAGGCGCGGCGCGGAAGCACUGCUGCUGGCGCGACGCUGCGCGACAGUGGUGCUGACGUGCAGGCGCUGCGGGACCAAAUGGCGGAGCAGGCGGCGGAGAUGACAGGCCUGCGCGACAAGGUGGCGGAGCAGGCGGCGGAGAUGUCAGCCCUCUGCCAGGCGCUUGCUGAGGCGCGGCGUGGGAGCACUGCUGCUGGCGCGACGCUGCGCGACAGUGGUGCUGACGUGCAGGCGCUGCGGGACCAAAUAGCGGAGCAGGCGGCGGAGAUGACAGGCCUGCGCGACAAGGUGGCGGAGCAGGCGGCGGAGAUGGCAGCCCUCCGCCAGGCGCUUGCUGAGGCGCGGCGUGGGAGCACUGCUGCUGGCGCGACGCUGCGCGACAGUGGUGCUGACGUGCAGGCGCUGCGGGACCAAAUAGCGGAGCAGGAGUCGGAGAUGGCAGCCCUCCGCCAGGCGCUUGCUGAGGCGCGGCGCGGGAGCACUGCUGCUGGCGCGACGCUGCGCGACAGUGGUGCUGUCGUGCAGGCGCUGCGGGACCAAAUAGCGGAGCAGGCGGCGGAGAUGACAGGCCUGCGCGACAAGGUGGCGGAGCAGGAGUCGGAGAUGGCAGCCCUCCGCCAGGCGCUUGCUGAGGCGCGGCGUGGGAGCACUGCUGCUGGCGCGACGCUGCGCGACAGUGGUGCUGACGUGCAGGCGCUGCGGGACCAAAUAGCGGAGCAGGAGUCGGAGAUGGCAGCCCUCCGCCAGGCGCUUGCUGAGGCGCGGCGCGGGAGCACUGCUGCUGGCGCGACGCUGCGCGAUGCUGGUGCUGAUGUGCAGGCGCUGCGGGACCAAAUAGCGGAGCAGGCGGCGGAGAUGACAGGCCUGCGCGACAAGGUGGCAGAGCAGGCGGCGGAGAUGACAGCCUUCCGCCAGGCGCUUGCUGAGGCGCGGCGUGGGAGCACGGCUGCUGGCGCGACGCUGCGCGACGGUGCUGACGUGCAGGCGCUGCGGGACCAAAUAGCGGAGCAGGAGUCGGAGAUGACAGCGCUCCGCCAGGCGCUUGCUGAGGCGCGGCGUGGGAGCACGGCUGCUGGCGCGACGCUGCGCGACGGUGCUGACGUGCAGGCGCUGCGGGACCAAAUAGCGGAGCAGGCGGCGGAGAUGGCAGCGCUCCGCCAGGCGCUUGCUGAGGCGCGGCGCGGGAGCACUGCUGCUGGCGCGACGCUGCGCGACGGUGCUGACGUGCAGGCGCUGCGGGACCAAAUAGCGGAGCAGGCGGCGGAGAUGACAGCCCUCCGCCAGGCGCUUGCUGAGGCGCGGCGCGGGAGCACGGCUGCUGGCGCGACGCUGCGCGACGGUGCUGUCGUGCAGGCGCUGCGGGACCAAAUAGCGGAGCAGGCGGCGGAGAUGACAGCCCUCCGCCAGGCGCUUGCUGAGGCGCGGCGCGGGAGCACGGCUGCUGGCGCGACGCUGCGCGACGGUGCUGUCGUGCAGGCGCUGCGGGACCAAAUAGCGGAGCAGGCGGCGGAGAUGACAGGCCUGCGCGACAAGGUGGCGGAGCAGGCGGCGGAGAUGACAGCCCUCUGCCAGGCGCUUGCUGAGGCGCGGCGCGGGAGCACUGCUGCUGGCGCGACGCUGCGCGACGGUGCUGUCGUGCAGGCGCUGCGGGACCAAAUAGCGGAGCAGGCGGCGGAGAUGACAGGCCUGCGCGACAAGGUGGCGGAGCAGGCGGCGGAGAUGACAGCCCUCUGCCAGGCGCUUGCUGAGGCGCGGCGCGGGAGCACGGCUGCUGGCGCGACGCUGCGCGACGGUGGUGCUGACGUGCAGGCGCUGCGGGACCAAAUAGCGGAGCAGGCGGCGGAGAUGGCAGCGCUCCGCCAGGCGCUUGCUGAGGCGCGGCGCGGGAGCACUGCUGCUGGCGCGACGCUGCGCGACGGUGCUGACGUGCAGGCGCUGCGGGACCAAAUAGCGGAGCAGGAGUCGGAGAUGACAGCGCUCCGCCAGGCGCUUGCUGAGGCGCGGCGUGGGAGCACGGCUGCUGGCGCGACGCUGCGCGACGGUGCUGACGUGCAGGCGCUGCGGGACCAAAUAGCGGAGCAGGCGGCGGAGAUGACAGCCCUCCGCCAGGCGCUUGCUGAGGCGCGGCGCGGGAGCACUGCUGCUGGCGCGACGCUGCGCGACGGUGCUGUCGUGCAGGCGCUGCGGGACCAAAUAGCGGAGCAGGCGGCGGAGAUGACAGCCCUCCGCCAGGCGCUUGCUGAGGCGCGGCGCGGGAGCACGGCUGCUGGUGCGACGCUGCGCGACGGUGCUGACGUGCAGGCGCUGCGGGACCAAAUAGCGGAGCAGGAGUCGGAGAUGGCAGCGCUCCGCCAGGCGCUUGCUGAGGCGCGGCGCGGGAGCACGGCUGCUGGCGCGACGCUGCGCGACGGUGCUGUCGUGCAGGCGCUGCGGGACCAAAUAGCGGAGCAGGCGGCGGAGAUGACAGGCCUGCGCGACAAGGUGGCGGAGCAGGCGGCGGAGAUGACAGCCCUCUGCCAGGCGCUUGCUGAGGCGCGGCGCGGGAGCACUGCUGCUGGCGCGACGCUGCGCGACGGUGCUGUCGUGCAGGCGCUGCGGGACCAAAUAGCGGAGCAGGCGGCGGAGAUGACAGGCCUGCGCGACAAGGUGGCGGAGCAGGCGGCGGAGAUGACAGCCCUCCGCCAGGCGCUUGCUGAGGCGCGGCGCGGGAGCACUGCUGCUGGCGCGACGCUGCGCGACGGUGCUGCUGUGCUGGAGCUGCUGCACCACCUAGUGGAGCAGGAGGCGGAGAUGAUAACCCUGCUCCACAAGGUGGUGGAGGAGGCGGCGGAGAUGAUAGCCCCCCUCCACGCGCUGCUUGAUGAGGGGCGUGGUAUCACUGCUGCUGUCGCGACGCUGCUCGACGAUGGUGCUGUGGUGCUGCUGCUGCUGCACUAA
Messenger RNA from Leishmania braziliensis MHOM/BR/75/M2904, 6222 nucleotides. RefSeq lists its product as hypothetical. The record is from RefSeq and is a predicted model, not a curated record. Lineage: Eukaryota; Euglenozoa; Kinetoplastea; Trypanosomatida; Trypanosomatidae. Bases 1 to 6222 code for a protein of 2073 amino acids. The transcript has a single exon.